This is a messenger RNA of Leguminivora glycinivorella, 1073 nucleotides long. Its product is annotated as G patch domain and ankyrin repeat-containing protein 1 homolog. The record is from RefSeq and is a predicted model, not a curated record. The transcript has a single exon. Bases 140 to 1069 code for a protein of 309 amino acids. NCBI's taxonomy places the organism in Eukaryota, Metazoa, Arthropoda, Insecta, Lepidoptera, Tortricidae. Gene Ontology annotation, molecular function: nucleic acid binding; protein binding.
UAAUCUUUAUUCUCAUUUCGAGCAUUUCUGCAUUUUCCGUAUAUUUUUCAGUGUUGUGUAAUUAGAAGGUUUUUGUUUCAAUAUUGAGCAGUUUAGAAACAAUGUCCGUGUUCUUUCAACAUAAGUUUAAAAAAUAAAAAUGUCUAACAAGAAAUAUAGUAACUUUGUUAGGCCUACUUCGCCAACUGAAGAACUAGUUAUAUCCAAAAAGAAGUUCCAAAUCAACACGUCGAUAAGUGGAGAAGAAGCAAGAACAUUAUAUUUAGAAGAAGUGGAUAAAGCGAACAAUGUUCAGCCGUCAUCAAGUAAAGACAAUGCUAUAACAAGUUCAAGAAGACGAGCAUCAAAACGUAAGUGUGACCCAAUAUCAAACAAAGACCUAUUCAUAGCAGUACAAAAUAACGAUAUUGAUACUACGAUAGAAGCGUUGGACUCAUCUCCUGAUAAAAUAAAUAUCAUGGAUGAUUUUGGAUGGAGCCUACUUAUGAUAGCUUGUCAAGCUAACUCCAUAGAUACUGUGAAAGAGCUGUUGAAGAGAGGCGUUGACACCACAGUUCGCGAUAAAGCUGGCAACUCUGCCCAGAGUCUCGUAAUUCAGAAUAAAAAUCUAACCAUAGCUGAUAUACUAAUAAGUCAUAAGCAUAAAAGGGAAAAGGAAAUGAAAAUCAAAGUUCAAUCAAAAACCAAAGUGAAAUUAAAAGAGUUUCAUUGUUCUCUCUGCAACCAAGUGUACCAAGAUGAGCAAGAGCACUUGUCAUCUACUGUACAUAAUAUAAAUGCCAGCAGAGGAAAGAAAAUACCAACUAAUUAUGCUAUCCCACAAACUAAUAAAGGAUAUCAAAUUAUGUUAAAGACUGGGUGGGAUAGAGAUUCUGGGCUAGGUCCUGAGGGAACAGGAAAGAAAUAUCCCAUUAAGGCUGUGCAAAAAAAGGACAGGAAAGGUCUAGGAAAUGUGAAAAAGGAGGAGCCAAAGGAAGACACAGUGAAACAUAAAACAAGGAAGUCUUUGGUUAGAGAAUAUGAGAGUAAUAAAAAGAUGGAAAUCAAUUUUAGAAGAGAGUUUUACUAAAAUU